Messenger RNA from Ylistrum balloti, 732 nucleotides. Its product is annotated as pol-RFamide neuropeptides-like. Lineage: Eukaryota; Metazoa; Mollusca; Bivalvia; Pectinida; Pectinidae. Bases 1 to 732 code for a protein of 243 amino acids. The record is from RefSeq and is a predicted model, not a curated record. The transcript has a single exon.
AUGUUGUACGCUUCACACAUCUCGUUUUGGGGAGGCGACAAUGCGACAAAUCUCAGCAAAUACGACAAUAUUUACCAACGAGCUACCCCAGGUGUGUUUUCGAUGUUGUCCACCAAAGAGUUACCUAGAGUGGAAUUCGGACGUUUGCCUACCAACGAGUUACCGAGAGUGGAAUUCGGACGUUUGUCUACUAACGAGUUACCGAGAGUGGAAUUCGGACGUUUGUCUACCAACGAGUCACCGAGAGCGGAAUUCGGACGUUUGUCUACCAACGAGUCACCGAGAGUGGAAUUUGGACGUUUGUCCACCAACGAGUCACCGAGAGCGGAAUUCGGACGUUUGUCCACCAACGAGUUACCGAGAGUGGAAUUCGGACGUUUGUCUACCAACGAGUCACCGAGAGCGGAAUUUGGACGUUUGUCCACCAACGAGUUACCGAGAGUGGAAUUCGGACGUUUGUCUACCAACGAGUCGCCGAGAGCGGAAUUCGGACGUUUGUCUACCAACGAGUCACCGAUAGUGGACUUUGGACGUUUGUCCACCAACGAGUUACCGAGAGUGGAAUUCGGAUGUUUGUCUACCAACGAGUUACCGAGAGUGGAAUUCGGACGUUCGUCUACCAACGAGUUAGCGAAGGUGGAAUUCGGACGUUUGUCUACCAACGAGUUAGCGAAGGUGGAAUUCGGACGUUUGUCUACCAACGAGUUACCGAGAGUGGAAUUCGGAUUCUGA